AUGCGCAGGUUCCCAAACUUAGAUUUUGAUGACUUUGAGCCCUCAUUUGAUGAGGAUGAAGUGUCUGGUGCGGAAGGAGAAGUUGGAGCUUUAGCUACCCCAGUUUCUGAGCUCACCCCUAAAGGCACUAAAGUCCCUCCUCCUACUUCCACCGAG
This is a messenger RNA of Ilex paraguariensis (yerba mate), 156 nucleotides long. Lineage: Eukaryota; Viridiplantae; Streptophyta; Magnoliopsida; Aquifoliales; Aquifoliaceae. The record is from the annotation of a GenBank genome assembly.